Molecule: messenger RNA, 1270 nt
Organism: Bombina bombina (fire-bellied toad)
Lineage: Eukaryota; Metazoa; Chordata; Amphibia; Anura; Bombinatoridae
Gene: FOXF2
Product: forkhead box F2
Exons: 2
Coding region: 123-1265 (380 amino acids)
Biological process (GO): regulation of transcription by RNA polymerase II; animal organ morphogenesis
Cellular component (GO): nucleus
Molecular function (GO): RNA polymerase II cis-regulatory region sequence-specific DNA binding; DNA-binding transcription factor activity, RNA polymerase II-specific
Source: RefSeq, a predicted model, not a curated record
UAGUCUGCAAGAGGUAAAUAGGUCAUCUAGCUUCCAAGAAUUCCAGUUUUUGUUUUGCGUUAUUAAGCACAUCACACAGAGUGCCUACAAUUCUGUGUGAUUGGUGAUUUGUGUCCCUCCAAAUGACCACAGAGACUUCCAACCAGCACCUAGACCCCCCUGCACCUCUCAGAACCAACCCUACCACAGGGGCCCUGCAGUCUGCCCUCAUAAGUCAACAGUCUACAGCAAUGGAGACUUCAUCCUCCUCCUCGUCCUCUAAGAACAAGAAGUCUAACUCAGGACUUAGACGACCAGAGAAGCCUCCGUACUCUUAUAUUGCGCUCAUAGUCAUGGCCAUUCAGAGCUCUCCAACCAAAAGACUCACCCUCAGCGAGAUCUACCAGUUCUUGCAAGCCAGGUUCCCUUUCUUCAGGGGAUCCUACCAGGGAUGGAAAAACUCUGUACGCCAUAACCUGUCACUUAAUGAAUGCUUUAUCAAAUUGCCAAAGGGACUUGGGAGGCCCGGCAAGGGACAUUACUGGACUAUAGAUCCUGCAAGUGAGUUUAUGUUUGAGGAGGGCUCUUUCCGUCGCAGACCUAGAGGGUUCAGAAGAAAAUGUCAAGCCCUGAAACCAAUGUACAGGAUGAUGAAUGGCAUAGGUUUUAGCACUUCUAUACUACCCCAGGGCUUUGAUUUCCAAGGCCCACCGGCUUCUUUGGCCUGUCAUAGUAAUGGCUAUAAUUUAGACAUGAUGACAAACUCUAUGGCUAGUGGCUACGAUGGCUUAAGCGGGGGUCAUCAUGUCCCACAUAUGUCCCCUAACCCUGGUUCUACAUACAUGGCCAGCUGUCCUGUGUCCUCAAGUGCGGACUAUGGUCCUGACAGCAGCAGUAGCCCUGUACCUUCGUCGCCAGCUAUGGCUAGUGCUAUUGAGUGCCAUUCUCCUUACACAAGUCCAACAGCUCACUGGACAUCCUCGGGUGCCUCUCCAUACCUGAAGCAGCAGGCCAUGACACCAAGCAAUGCGCCCUCAGCAAGUAUUCACUCAGGCAUGUCCUCCUAUUCAUUGGAGCAAAGUUACCUCCAUCAAAAUACACGGGAGGAUCUUUCAGUGGCGUUACCUCGCUACCAGCAUCACUCGUCCCCGGUGUGCGACAGAAAAGAUUUUGUCCUGAAUUUUAAUGGAAUCUCCUCAUUUCACCCGUCUGCCAGCAGCUCCUAUUAUCAUCACCAUCAUCAUCAUCAAAGUGUCUGUCAAGAUAUUAAGCCCUGUGUCAUGUGAUCCAG